GUACAGUUAUUAUAAAAUUUCUGGCAAUGUCUUUAAAAUUUGGACUGCCUGCAUUAGUCCUGAGCACUAUUUUUGUGAUUCUGUAUGUUACCAUUGUGGAGAACAACUUGUCAAAAGUGGCCCCAAAAUCUCAACUUGUACACGCUGCGUUGCCUCUGUCGAACACAAGCAAUUUAUUAGAUUUGAGGAAUUUUAAAUAUGUUAUAAAUACUGAUUGCAAUACAACAUUCCUAGUAUGGGUUGUAACGUCAUAUGCAGGUGAUCCUGCGGAUCGUAGUGCCUUACGUCGAGCAUACACUGAGAAAGAACUGCAAGCGUUAAAAAUAAGAAGAGUAUUCUUACUUGGUACAUUAAAUGACCAAUCCACAGAAACCACUAAAGUCUCUCAAUCAGCAAUCCUGGAUGAAGCCCAUAGAUUCAGAGAUAUAAUUCAAGGUAAUUUCAUUGAAGCUUACCACAAUUUAACGUAUAAGCAUUUAAUGGGACUACAAUGGGCUGUAACGACUUGCAGCCAUGCUAGAUACGUCAUGAAAAUGGAUGACGAUAUUAUUUUGAACUUAUAUUCCAUAUUGGACAAAAUUCACUUCAUUGCACCUAGCGAUGCACUGAUGGGUUAUAUCUUUAAAAACAUGGUUCCAAUAAGAGAGCCCAACAAUAAAUGGUACGUCACCAAAGAAGAUUUUUCAUCCGAUGUUUACCCAGAGUUUCUAUCUGGCUGGUUAUAUGUGGCUGGAUUAAGAACCGUGUCAUUGUUGGUUGAGCGCAGCCGACAACAUUCCAAAUACUUUUGGAUCGAUGAUGUUUUUGUUACCGGUAUUCUUAGGCAGGAAUUAAAUAUAGACAUGAAAGACAUUCAUGAAUCAUACGCCAUGGAUUAUAGAUAUUUAAAUUGUUGUAUCAAAGGAAAGAAGAAGAAAUUGAAGUGCGAAUUUGACGUCGGGCCCAAUGGCGGAGAUACCGCGCUACAGGUAAAGUUUAAAGAAUUUACAGAGUUCUGUCGUUUCACUUGCUCUGUAAGACCUGCCCAGCUUUCCGUUAAAAAUACUUGCAUCGUGGCUUACCUAAAGGCAAAGCCAGGGAAAGGUAGAGCGCAAGUACAACCUUUUAAAGUUGUAUAAUUGUUCAUACUGUACAUAAGAAUAUUUAAGUAUAAGUCUUUCAAUUUUAAGACUGGUUACCUAUGUCCAUUAUUUUUAUAAAAGUUUCUAUUUAUACUUUUGAUACCUUAUAAAGAUUAUAUAAAAUACCUUCUAGCCCUC
Orussus abietinus is the source of this 1259-nucleotide messenger RNA. Its product is annotated as beta-1,3-galactosyltransferase 5. The record is from RefSeq and is a predicted model, not a curated record. Gene Ontology annotation, cellular component: membrane. NCBI's taxonomy places the organism in Eukaryota, Metazoa, Arthropoda, Insecta, Hymenoptera, Orussidae. The coding region runs from base 27 to 1118 and encodes 363 amino acids. The transcript has a single exon. Gene Ontology annotation, molecular function: hexosyltransferase activity.